Molecule: messenger RNA, 1657 nt
Organism: Hibiscus syriacus
Lineage: Eukaryota; Viridiplantae; Streptophyta; Magnoliopsida; Malvales; Malvaceae
Product: probable pectate lyase 13
Exons: 5
Coding region: 146-1600 (484 amino acids)
Molecular function (GO): pectate lyase activity
Source: RefSeq, a predicted model, not a curated record
UCGUGCUUUUGAACAGAAAUCAGCUAAGCAAAGCCAAUUUGCAUAUAUUGUAUAAACAAGAGUACCCUUUUAUACAGAAUAAACAAAACUGGAAGGAAAAUUCCAACUUUCCUUGCCAUUUGUGGUGCUCCAUUUCACUUCCAAGAUGCUCCCUUUCACCUGCAUUCUCUGGAUAUGCAUCUUGGCUUCAAUUCCUUCAUUUUCAAGAGCUGCCUUCAAUCUCACCCUCCCUCAUCAGCACCCUGACCCUGAAUCUGUUGCUCUUGAUGUUCAAUGGAGCUUAAAUGCAUCCUUAUCUAGAAAACGAGCCUUGUCCGUACACGAAAAAGACCAAUGCCAGACCGGAAACCCCAUCGACGAUUGCUGGAGAUGCGACCCAGAUUGGUACAACAACCGCCAACGCUUAGCCGACUGCUCCAUCGGCUUCGCCCGAGGCACGCUCGGCGGGAAAGACGGUCGGAUCUACACCGUCACCGACUCGUCCGAUCACGACACCGUUAACCCCAAACCGGGCACGCUCCGGCACGCCGUCAUCCAAGACGAGCCGCUUUGGAUCGUUUUCUCGACCAACAUGGUCAUCAAGCUGAAACACGAGCUCAUCUUCAACUCUUACAAGACCAUCGAUGGUCGGGGCGCCAAUGUUCAUAUAACCGGGAACGGGUGUUUGACGUUGCAGUAUGUUUCGCAUGUCAUCAUACAUAACAUCCAUGUCCACCAUUGUAGGCCUUCGGGGAACACCGACAUCUCUUCGUCGCCGACGCAUGUGGGGCGGAGAGGUAGAUCGGACGGCGAUGGGAUCUCAAUUUUCGGGUCUCAGAAAAUCUGGGUGGAUCAUUGCUCGUUGAGUUACUGCACCGAUGGAUUGGUUGAUGCUGUUAUGGGUUCCACUGGGAUUACCAUUAGCAAUAGCUAUUUUUCUCAUCAUGAUGAAGUUAUGCUCUUGGGACAUGAUGACAGGUAUUUGCCAGAUUCAGGGAUGCAAGUGACGAUAGCUUUCAAUGUGUUCGGAGAAGCACUGGUGCAAAGAAUGCCGAGGUGUAGGAGAGGGUAUAUACACGUGGUCAACAAUGAUUUCACAUCAUGGAAAAUGUAUGCCAUCGGCGGUAGCGGUAAUCCCACCAUCAACAGCCAAGGGAAUCGUUACACUGCGCCGGGGGACGCCAGUGCUAAAGAGGUGACGAAGCGAGUGGAUACAGACGAGGACUGGGCAGACUGGAACUGGAGAACAGAUGGGGACAUAAUGGUAAAUGGAGCGUACUUUGUGCCGUCUGGUGCUGGCAAAAUGACUCAGUACAUUAAAGCUUCCAGUGUGGACCCUAAAUCGGCCGUCCUCGUUGAACAGCUCACUUCAAAGGCUGGCGUUUUUGGUGAAUCCAGGGAAGAGACUGGGAGCUUUUCUUCUCCGGGGUACUCCGGCACAACCAACACUGGCAAUGGCGGGUCCGACAGUGAUGGCAACUUCUUCGGAAUGAUAUUCGGGAGUGGAGCACCACCGCCCCCACCAUCCCGAUCAAUGGUUUCAAUGUUUUGGUCUUUUCUAAUUAUUCUGUUAUUGCAUUCGAUCACCAACCAAGGUGCUCUGCCAUUAUUAUUAUUGUAGUAUAAAUUCACACUAGAAAAGGAAUCAAUGAUUAUUAAGAUAAGAAAUGAAAGAAAA